Messenger RNA from Durusdinium trenchii, 2186 nucleotides. Lineage: Eukaryota; Dinophyceae; Suessiales; Symbiodiniaceae. The record is from the annotation of a GenBank genome assembly.
AUGGAUGCCUUUGAAGUCUCGGGCUGUGCAGGGAGUGAGGUCAUGCUUGAGAUGUCCGUCGGAACCAAGUCGAAAAAGACCAAGACGGCCUUGCGGAGCAAAGAUUCGGAUGAAGAUCCCAUGAUGCCCGGACGAUUCCUUUUCCAAGGUGACAAGGGGAGAAUGACACCCUUAGUCGCUGUGCUGCCAACGAGUCCAGCCGAACAACUGGAUGUGCUUUUGUCGCUUUACUCUCGCAUCACUGGCUUCGUCACUGACGCCGACUGGCAGCGCAUUGGCUUUGCACGGCUGAAGGUUGCUGAGCUCCGGGAGUGGGACGGCGACACCCAGACGCCUUUGUGGUGUGCAUUGAGCAACAUGGCGCAUUUGCCCAGCAGCAUUGAGCCAGGCGCAAUUCUGUGCUCCUUGGCCAAGUCUGGAGAGACGGUCUUGACGCGUGGAGUGCCGAACUGCAAGCCAGUGAAGUUCCAGUUGCGCUGCUAUCUCAACAUGGCGCGCAAUUUGAACUGUGAAGGCGAUCGAGUUCCAAGUUCCUUUUGCGAGAUCGCAUGUGCUGGGCAAAGAGAGCGCACGAAAGUGGUGCCGCAAACGUCUUCACCCUACUGGGCUGAGAUGGUUGAGAUGACCAUCAGCCUGCAAUGCUCUUUGCAGAAUAUGCGAUGCUAUUCAGAGCCAAUACAGCUUACCGUGUACGACGUUCUGGGCAAGACGCUUUUGGAGAAGGUUGCAGACGUGACCAACAACGCUAAGCAGCUAGCAAGUGGGGCUUUAGGUGGCAAUAUCCCCAUCAGCAACAAGGAUGGCAAUGCGGAUUUCAAUGAUGAAGCGGGUAUUGCAGCAGCAGAUAUUGAUGUCGCCAAGAUUGGAGAAGAAUACGCGGGCUACGUGAAAGAUCAAGCCAUGGCUCAGAUGAUGGGGGACGUAAUGGCGGUGAAAAGGCUUGGUGAAGUCAAAGGUGGUCGAAAAGUCAUUGGCCGACAAAAGAUCCACUUCCGCAAGCUGCUUCACCCUUUGACAAACUACAAGAUGCGGCAGCGUUGGAUCAAGCUGAAGGGUGGAGUCAUGGGCACUGGCUGGGCAGGUGAUGUUAUGAUUGGAUUUGAGUUGAUGCGUGUGAAAUAUACUAAAGACUUCCCUCCUCGUGCAAUGAAACCGCCUGGGAAGCCCUGUUUGAUCUCCGUGGCGAUCAUUGGCCUGCGGAAUUUGACGGUGCCCGAAGUCGUCGAGGGCGACCCAGUCCUGCAGGUGGUCGUGCCGUCGGUGAAGGCGGACCCAUCCAAACCGGAGCCGGGGGCGAAGGCCAAAGCCAAAGCCAAAGCGAAGGCUGACGGAAAAGGCAAAGAAGGUAAAGGAAAAGGGAAGGCAGUGAAAGAAGUGGGGAAAGAAGAAGCCAAAGAGAGCAAAGAGAAAGACGGUGAGAAAGGAAAAGAAGUAAAAGACAAAGGAAAAGGUGACAAAGGAGAAGCUCCAAAAGACAGAAAGUCGAACAUAGGUAUGGCAGGUCUGCAGAUGGCCGAAGGAAGCGAUGCCAUUCAGACCAUGUCAGAGGUUAUCGUGUGGUCCAAAAAGCCAGAGACCAGACUGCAUGACAAAGAUACAAACAAAAAGUGGAGCGCAGUUGGUCGCGUGGGCUACGAAUUCUUGAACGUGGUCCACAUUGCUGCAUUGCUGCCAAAGCUGCCAGUCUAUGAGCCCGAUUUGCGCUUUUUGUUGAAAGAUGGACAAGACUCGGAUUCCAAGCUUCUGGCAGAGGGUCGAAUCGGGUUGGCAGAGCAUUUGCCAUGGGUCAGCGACAAAGCCAAGGCCAAGGAAGCUACAGAGGCCAAGGACACGUACUCUGAUGGCGAGGGGGGUGCAUAUGAUGGCAUGCCAGUGAGCGAUGCAGAUGAAGAAGGAGCUAACUACGUCGAAGUGGUCCUUGGAAACCAGCAAGCGAAGAUUGCCUUCACUGCAGAGGACAAGGGCAGCUUCCCUCCUGUCAUCACGGCCUGCAGCGAGAAGAGCCAGGUCGCAGCCAAAGGGAUCGGCGUGGGUGAUUGGUUGAUUGCUGUGAAAAAGAAAGACGAGAAGCAGGCCACCAGAUUUUUGGAUUAUGUGCGGUUGCCACUGCUCCGGAAGGUUCACAUCACACUCCUGGGCGAGCCGACGCUGGUGUCCUACGGUGCCGUGCGUCUGCCGGUGCCUCG